GUUUUAGCAACUUCUUACCCCAUCCUUUUUCUCCUUUCCAGCCACCUGUGGAGUGAGGGGGGGACAAUUCCUGCAGACUCUUUUUUCCUGAGGAUCCUAUUAAGAUUGUCCGGGGCCAAGGGCAGUACAUGUAUGAUGAACAGGGGGCAGAAUACAUCGAUUGCAUCAACAAUGUGGCUCACGUUGGGCACUGCCACCCUCUCGUGGUCCAAGCAGCACAUGAACAGAACCAGGUGCUCAACACCAACAGCCGGUACCUGCACGACAACAUCGUGGAUUACGCACAGAGGCUGUCCGAGACCCUACCGGAGAAGCUCUGUGUAUUUUAUUUCCUGAAUUCUGGGUCAGAAGCCAACGACCUGGCCCUGAGGCUGGCGCGCCAAUACACAGGACACUGGGACGUGGUGGUAUUAGAUCAUGCUUAUCAUGGUCACCUGAGCUCCCUGAUCGACAUCAGCCCCUACAAGUUCCGGGACCUGGAUGGCCAGAAGGAGUGGGUCCACGUGGCACCUCUCCCAGACACCUACCGGGGCCCCUACCGGGAGGACCACCCCAAUCCAGCUGUGGCCUAUGCCAGCGAGGUGAAACGUGUGGUCGGCAGCGCACAGGAGAAGGGCAGGAAGAUUGCAGCGUUCUUUGCUGAGUCUCUGCCCAGUGUGGGAGGGCAGAUCAUUCCUCCUGCUGGCUACUUCCCAGAAGUGGCAGGGCACAUCCGCAGGGCCGGAGGGGUCUUUGUUGCAGACGAGAUUCAAGUGGGCUUUGGCCGAGUAGGCAAGCACUUCUGGGCCUUCCAGCUGCAGGGGGAAGACUUUGUCCCCGACAUUGUCACCAUGGGCAAGUCUAUUGGCAAUGGCCACCCUGUAGCCUGUGUGGCCACAACACAUGCUGUGGCGAGGGCAUUUGAAGCCACCGGCGUCGAGUACUUCAACACGUUUGGGGGCAGCCCAGUGUCCUGCGCUGUGGGGCUGGCCGUCCUGGAUGUCUUGGAAAAGGAGCAGCUGCAGGCCCAUGCUGCCUCUGUGGGCAGCCUCCUGAUGGAGCUCCUUGGACAGCAGAAAGCCAAACAUCCCAUCCUUGGGGACAUCAGGGGCGUUGGGCUCUUCAUUGGUGUGGAUCUGAUCAAAGAUGAGGCCACAAGGAUGCCAGCAACCGAAGAGGCUGACUAUGUGGUGUCCAGGCUGAAAGAAAACUACAUUUUGUUGAGCACUGAUGGCCCCGGAAGGAAUGUCCUGAAGUUCAAGCCCCCGAUGUGUUUCAGCUUGGACAACGCACGACACGUGGUAGCAAAGCUGGAUGCCAUCCUGACAGACAUGGAAGAGAAAGUGAGAAGUUGCGAGACACUGAGGCUCCAGCCCUGAGGCAGCUCUGCU
This is a messenger RNA of Lipotes vexillifer (Yangtze River dolphin), 1370 nucleotides long. RefSeq names its product 5-phosphohydroxy-L-lysine phospho-lyase (gene PHYKPL). The record is from RefSeq and is a predicted model, not a curated record. Lineage: Eukaryota; Metazoa; Chordata; Mammalia; Artiodactyla; Lipotidae. The transcript has 12 exons. Gene Ontology annotation, cellular component: mitochondrion. Bases 129 to 1358 code for a protein of 409 amino acids. Gene Ontology annotation, molecular function: transaminase activity; pyridoxal phosphate binding.